Messenger RNA from Sphaeramia orbicularis (orbiculate cardinalfish), 2452 nucleotides. Its product is annotated as NACHT, LRR and PYD domains-containing protein 12-like. The transcript is spliced from 6 exons. The annotation marks the transcript as partial. The record is from RefSeq and is a predicted model, not a curated record. Gene Ontology annotation, molecular function: protein binding. Lineage: Eukaryota; Metazoa; Chordata; Actinopteri; Kurtiformes; Apogonidae.
UUUCUGUUCCAGCUGCUGGAGGAGAGCAUUACUUUCCUCAAGACUGAGCUGAAGAAGUUCCACCAGAGUCUGAGUGAUGAGGAUGAAGAGCAGAGGAGGAGCUCCGAGGCUUUUCUGAAGAUCACACUGAACUUCCUGAGGAGGAUGAAGCAGGAGGAGCUGGCUGAGCGUCUGCAAAGAAGUCGGUCUGGAGUUCAGCAUGAACUGAAACGUAACCUGAAGCAGAAGUUUGAGUGUGUGUUUGAGGGCAUCGCUAAAGCAGGAAACCCAACCCUCCUGAACCAGAUCUACACACAGCUCUACAUCACAGAGGGAGGGGCUACAGAGGUCAGCCAGGAACAUGAGGUCAGACAGAUUGAAACAGCAUCCAGGAACCCACACAGACCACCAACAACCAUCACAUGUGAAGACAUCUUUAAAAGACCACCUGACAGACAUGAACCAAUCAGAACAGUGCUGACAAAGGGCGUGGCCGGCAUCGGGAAAACAGUCUUAACACAGAAGUUCAGUCUGGACUGGGCUGAAGACAAAGCCAACCAGGACAUCCACUUCAUAUUUCCAUUCACCUUCAGAGAGCUGAAUGUGCUGAAAGAGGAGAAGUUCAGUUUGGUGGAACUCAUUCAUCACUUCUUCACUGAAACCAAAGAAGCAGGAAUCUGGAUCUCUGAAGACCUCCAGGUGGUGUUCAUCUUAGAUGGUCUGGAUGAGUGUCGACCUCCUCUGGACUUCAACAACACUCAGAUCCUGACUGAUGUUACAAAGUCCACCUCAGUGGAUGUGCUGCUGAUGAACCUCAUCAGGGGGAACCUGCUUCGCUCUGCUCGCCUCUGGAUAACCACACGACCUGCAGCAGCCAAUCAGAUCCCUGCUCAGUGUGUUCAUAGGGUGACAGAGGUCAGAGGGUUCACUGACCCCCAGAAGGAGGAGUACUUCAGGAAGAGGUUCACAGAUGAAGAACAGAGCAACACAAUCAUCUCCCACAUCAAGACGUCACGAAGCGUCCACAUCAUGUGUUACAUCCCAGUCUUCUGUUGGAUCACUGCUACAGUUCUGGAGGACGUGUUGAAGACCACAGAGGGAGGAGAACUGCCCAAGACCCUGACUGAGAUGUACAUCUACUUCCUGGUGGUUCAGGCCAAACUGAAGACCGUCAAAUAUGAUGGAAGAUCUGAGACAGAUCCAGCCUGGAGUCCAGAGACCAGGAAGAUGAUUGAGUCUCUGGGAAAACUGGCCUUUAAGCAGCUGAAGAAAGGAAACCUGAUCUUCUAUGAAAAAGACCUGACAGAGUGUGGCAUCGAUAUCAGCUCAGCCUCAGUGUACUCAGGAGUGUUCACACAGGUCUUUAAAGAGGAGAGAGGAGCACGCCAGGUCAAGAUGUUCUGCUUCAUCCAUCUGAGUGUCCUGGAGUUUCUGGCUGCUCUUCAUGUCCAUCAGACCUUCAUCAACACUGGAGUCAAUCUGCUGUCAGGUCUCCUAUCUUCUGUUUGGUCUAAACUAUUUAAGGAUAAAACUGUAAAGUUCUACCAGACCGCUGUGGACCAGGCCUUACAGAGUCCAAAUGGACACCUGGACCUGUUCCUGCGCUUCCUCCUGGGUCUAUCACUGCAGACCAAUCAGAGUCUCCUACAAGAUCUGAUGGAACAGACAGGAAGUAGCUCAGAGACAAAGAAGAAGACAGUUGAGUACAUCAAGAAGAAGAUCAAUGAGAAUCUGUCUGUAGAGAAAAGCAUCAACCUGUUCCACUGUCUGAAUGAACUGGAGGAUCGAUCUCUGGUGGAUCAGAUCCAAGAGUACCUGACAGAUGGACGUCUCUCCAGGUCUGUUCUGUCUCCUGCUCAGUGGUCAGCUCUGGUCUUCAUGUUACUGUCAUCAGAUAAAGAUCUGGAUGAGUUUGACCUGAACAAAUACUCUGGUUCAGAGGAGGCUCUGCUGAAUUUGCUGCCAGUCGUCAAAGCCUCCAACAAAGCUGUACUGAGUUACUGUAACCUGUCAGAGAGAAGCUGUGAAGGUCUGUCCUCAGUUCUCAGAUCCCAGUCCUCUAGUCUAACACAUCUGGACCUCAGCCACAAUGACCUGAAGGAUUCAGGACUGAAGAUCCUGUCAGAUGGACUAAGGAGUCCAGACUGUAAACUGGAGACUCUCAGAUUAUCAAUGUGUCUGAUCACAGAGGAAGGAUGUUCUUCUCUGGUCUCAGCCCUACAGUCCAAUCCGUCCCAUCUCAGACUGCUAGACCUGAGCUACAACCAUCCAGGAGCCUCAGGACAGGAGCUGUGUGCUCUAGUGGAGGAUCCACACUGGACACUGGACACUGUCAGAUUUCUGUGAACUUAGCCUGGAUCCAAACACAGCGAACAGAAACCUCAAACUGUCUGAAAACAACAAGAAGGUGGAGCAUGUGGAGGAGGUUCAGCCAUACCCUGAUCAUCAGGACCGGUUCGAGCCGUGGGAAGAG